UAACACCCAACAUGCACACAAAGAAACCAGAAACCAUGUCUCAGUUGAAAUUGCAGAAGCAAAUGAGUCACUUGCCUCAACCAUCAGAGGCAAAAUGGAAGAGAAGUCUCCUUCACUUUGCAUAUACAGAAUUCCAGAGAAGUUUCUCAGGGUAAGUAAGAAUUCUUACAUCCCUGACACAGUUUCCAUUGGCCCUUUUCACCACGGCAAUCCUUCACUGAGUGAUAUGGAAAAUAAUAAAUGGGGAUAUCUACAUGCGCUCCUUGGCCGGAAAACAAUGCUAGAAGAAAGCCUCGACGAAUGCGUCAAAUCCAUUAGAGAAUUGGAACAGAGAGCUCGCAAAUGCUACUCUGAAUCGGAAAAUAUCACUCUCAGUAGUGAUCAGUUUGUGGAGAUGUUGUUGGUUGAUGGUUGCUUCAUCAUCGAGCUCUUCUUCAAAUACAUUUUGAAAGGUUUGAGACGGAAAGGGGAUCGAGUGUUCAACACCAAAUCGAUGCUCCCAGGUAUAAGGCGUGAUUUGAUUUUACUCGAAAAUCAGAUACCCUUAUUUGUUCUUCAGAGGUUAUACGAUCUCGUUCCCAUUCCAGACCAGUUGCAGCGUCAAUCCCUUUCUCAGAUCGCCUUUCGUUUCUUCAAACCUAUAAUCCCAGGAAACAAAGAAGUUCUUGAGAGUAAGUUCGUCCAUGAAGGGGGUCACCUAUUGGACUUGCUGCGUCAAUGUUACCUCUCAUUAUUACCGAGAGUGAUGCCAUUAGCAAAUCAACAUGGAUCGCAAGAACACCUGCAUUCAGCAAGGAAGCUUCAAAAAACAGGAAUCACGAUCAAGAAAUCUGUGCAGGAUAGCUUAUUAGACCUAAAAUUUGUUAGAGGUGAACUUCGAAUUCCUCCUCUGAAAAUCUAUGAUUACACCGAAUCGAUCCUGAGAAAUCUCGUAGCGUUAGAGCAGUGUUGCCCUGAGUACACGAAGCAAAUCUCGUCUUAUGCUCUUCUUAUGGAUAACCUAAUUCGAUCCAACAAGGAUGCGAGACUUCUUCAGCAGAGAGGAAUCAUUGUAAACCGUUUGGAUUCCGAUGAAGAGGUAACAUCUCUCUUCAAUAACCUCUGCAAGGAGAUUGAAGUGGGGGAAUCCUACUAUGUGGGUCUCUGCCAACAAGUGAAUUCUUAUUGCAACAGCAAUUGGCAUGGACAAUGGUCGAAGCUGAGGAAUGAGCUUCACCCUUAUCUUCUCCAAAUCUUUGGAAUUCUACUUCUCCUCAGCUUCACCGGAACCAUAUUUUCUGUAUUAUCUUUUUUUCUCCAUCACUCUUGA
Telopea speciosissima is the source of this 1309-nucleotide messenger RNA. RefSeq names its product UPF0481 protein At3g47200-like. The record is from RefSeq and is a predicted model, not a curated record. The transcript has a single exon. Lineage: Eukaryota; Viridiplantae; Streptophyta; Magnoliopsida; Proteales; Proteaceae. Bases 95 to 1309 code for a protein of 404 amino acids.